Molecule: messenger RNA, 929 nt
Organism: Boleophthalmus pectinirostris (great blue-spotted mudskipper)
Lineage: Eukaryota; Metazoa; Chordata; Actinopteri; Gobiiformes; Gobiidae
Product: erythroblast NAD(P)(+)--arginine ADP-ribosyltransferase-like
Exons: 3
Coding region: 58-891 (277 amino acids)
Molecular function (GO): NAD+-protein-arginine ADP-ribosyltransferase activity; NAD+ poly-ADP-ribosyltransferase activity
Source: RefSeq, a predicted model, not a curated record
AGGGCAGAGCAGUGGUGACCUGCAGACAGAGACCAGACUGGACAUGAGUUCACAAACAUGGAGACCACAGUGCUGGCUUUGAUGCUUUGUUUGGUGAUGACUUCUUUUUCAAUGGAGUCUUUCUCAAUUCCCCUGAGUAUGAUGGACAAAUCGGUUGACGACAUGUACGACGGCUGCAGUGAGGCAAUGGCUGAAAGGGUCAAUCAUACUUACUUCCCCAGAGAAAUGAAGAAGAAUCAGCUAUUCAAAGAGGCGUGGAAUAAAAUGGAGUCUUGUGCAAAUAACAAAUACAACAGAAGAACGAACAUGGCCCUGACCAAAGAUCAGGUCCAUGCUUUAGGCGUCUACACUGGAGAUGACGUCUAUGGAGAGUUUAACGCUGCGGUUCGAGUCAGUGCUGACAAAUACGUCUCUAAUUCUUUCAAAUAUCACGCUUUAUACUACUGGCUCGUUUCUGCUUUACAGACACUUAAUAAUAACAAAAUAUGCCGUACCACCUACAGGAGAAGCGAACAUACAUUUACAGGUCAGCUCAACCAAGAAAUACGUUUUGGUCAAUUUGCCUCCUCUUCACUCAGGCCCGAUGUGGUAGAAUUUGGUGACGAGACUUGCUUUCAAAUUGAGACCUGCUUAGGUGCUCCCAUCAAUGAAUAUUCGUGCUUUAGUAAUGAGGAUGAGGUGUUAAUCCCUCCCUAUGAGAAGUUCAAGAUCAUUGAUAUUAAGCACUGCUCCUAUCAACGAUUGGAAGACUGUAAAAAGAUCUUUGUUCUGAAGCAUGUGGGGACCAAGACUAAACUCAACUGCAAGGCCGCAUAUAUGAAAAAGUUGUUCAAUAACAUAAGAAAAGAAAUUGAAAAUAUUUUUAACUCAGUUCGAAAUUUUUUUUCCUGACUGUCAGCAUAAUGUUUGUACAGGAGUUAGCUGGAACC